Molecule: messenger RNA, 1320 nt
Organism: Rotaria sordida
Lineage: Eukaryota; Metazoa; Rotifera; Eurotatoria; Philodinida; Philodinidae
Source: the annotation of a GenBank genome assembly
AUGAUUGGUACUUCAAAAGUGUCUCAACAAAAAGGUCAAGUUGAUCCCGAAGAUCUAUUUCAACGACUUGAACAUAUUGGUCGUGGAUCAUUUGGAGAAGUUUAUAAAGGUAUAAAUAGAAAAUUAUCAAAUAUCAUUGCAAUUAAAAUAAUCGAUUUGGAAAAAUCUGAAGAUGAAAUCGAAGAUAUUCAACAAGAAAUUCAAGUACUUUCUCAAUGUAAUUCACCAUAUGUAACUAAAUAUUUUGGUUCUUAUUUAAAAGAAACUAAAUUAUGGAUUGUUAUGGAAUAUCUCGGUGGUGGUUCAGCAUUAGAUCUAAUGAAACCUGGUGUAUUUAAUGAAAAAUAUAUUGCAAUUAUUUUACGAGAAGUUCUUAAAGGUCUUGAAUAUUUACAUUGGGAAAAGAAAAUUCAUCGUGAUAUAAAAGCAGCUAAUAUUCUUCUUUCUGAACAUGGAGAUGUUAAAUUAGCAGAUUUUGGUGUUGCAAAACAAUUAACAGAAUCAAUUAAUAAAGGAUGUACUUUUGUUGGAACACCUUUUUGGAUGCCACCUGAAGUUAUUAUGCAACAUAAAUAUGAUUAUUCGGCAGAUAUAUGGUCACUUGGUAUAACAUCAAUUGAAUUAGGAAAAGGUGAACCACCUAAUUCUGAUUUACAUCCAAUGCGUGUUUUAUUACAAAUUCCAAAAAAUCCUCCACCACAAUUACCUGGAAAAGAUUAUUCAGAUGCUUUUAGAGAAUUUGUUGAAGCUUGUUUACAAAAAAAUCCUCAACAUAGACCAACAGCUACACAAUUACGUCGAUUUAAAUUUGUUUCAACAACAAAACCAACAAAAUAUUUAAUUGAAUUAAUAAUACGUUAUCAAAAUUGGAAAAAAAAACAUGAUCAUGAAGAAAAAUCUGAUAGUGGAUCAAGUUCAGAUGAAGAUCAAUCAAAACAUAAUUCAUCUCAAUGGGAAUAUGGAGGUGGAACUGUAAAAUCAUCUCUCAAUUAUGCUCAUUUACCCAAACAAUCGAUUGAAGUAAAUCCAUUAUUUAAAUCAAUAUUUGAUGAUCUUUCAAUUCGUUAUAAUAUUCCAUCUUCAAAUAAUAAUUUAACACAUAAUACGGAAAAUGGUGUUGAGUUAUUUGAAAAUUUACGACGUUUAUUUCUAAAUAAUGAUCGACAUUAUCCAAAUUUAUGUAAUGAUUUUAGUCGAAUUUUGUCUGAACAUAUAUCCAAAGCAAAUUAUAUUCCACGAACAUCAACAACUAUAAACGAUUCAACAACAGACACAAAUCAUGUUCAAAUAUCAUCAGGUGCUGUUAGAAUGUCUAUUUAA